This is a messenger RNA of Sclerotinia sclerotiorum 1980 UF-70, 1248 nucleotides long. RefSeq lists its product as hypothetical. Lineage: Eukaryota; Fungi; Ascomycota; Leotiomycetes; Helotiales; Sclerotiniaceae. The transcript has a single exon. The coding region runs from base 1 to 1248 and encodes 415 amino acids. Gene Ontology annotation, molecular function: catalytic activity. The record is from RefSeq and is a predicted model, not a curated record.
AUGCUGUACAACAAUACUCGCAUUCUUCAAAUCAAUCUAAACAAGAGCCCUCAAGCAACCGAAAGUGCUCUCCAACUUGCUUUAGAACUCAAAAUUGAUCUCAUAGUCAUUCAAGAACCCUGGAUCCUCUCGAAUCCUGAGAAAGACUUCUCCUCAACCAGAUCUAUUGCCCACUCUAGCUUCUCUCAACUCCUCCCAAAUAAUCCUUCGAACCUGCGUCCCCGAACUAUGAUCUACAUUUCAAAAGGAUUCAAACCGCUGGUAGCCCUAGCUCCCAACUCCCCUAAUGAUCCAGAUACUCAAAUCAUUGAUAUCACUCAAGGAAAACAUACAAUACAACUCAUCAAUAUCUACAAUGAAGCGGACCAAGCCAAAGAAAAAGGCCACACCAUCGAAAGAUGCCUUUACAAUACCCCUCUUACUCAUCACACCAUCCUCGUAGGAGAUUUCAACUCCCAUCACCCUUGGUGGGACCCCUUCUCUAACAAAAGCUCAAAUGCCGACCUACUCACCGAAUGGUUUGAGGAUCACAAUCUCAUUCUAUUUAACGAACCAGGCACGAGCACCUUUUAUCGAACAAAUAUGACAAAUCCAAGUGUCUUAGACCUUACUUUAGCCACAGAUUCAGUAUCUCCCUAUAUCACUGAUUGGCAAGUCCUCCCGGAUCUUGGAUCAGAUCACUUAAGCAUUCUCUUUGAAGUAAAGGGCACUUUAUCCCGUACAACGAAUAUAGCUCAGCCAGCAAGAUUCAAUACAAAACUUGCGGAUUGGGAAAAAUUCGCGAAUACCCUCAAAUCGAAAAUAUCGAUAUCAACCACCUUAAAUUCGAGUGAAUACCUUAAUAUCGCUACCUCAGAAUCCAACUCUCUUGAUUCCCUUCUCGACAAGAGCCAAUACAUACAAGUAUUGGAUGAAGCUGCAAAAGAAUUCACCCGAAUAAUCACUUAUUCGGCUGAAACCAGUAUACCGAGAAUCAAGUCCACAAAAAGAGCUAAACCCUGGUGGUCCCCAGAGCUGAAAGCCCUUCGAAAACGACUCUCUAAUGCAUUUGAGAACGCCAAGAUUUACCCGGAAGACGAUAUGUUCAAGAAAAUCUACCAGUCAGCCAGGAAUCAUUACUUCCAAGCUAUUAAAACAGCAAAGAAAAACCAUUGGAAUGAGUUCCUUGAAAAAGAGGAUACCCAAUCCAUAUUCAAGGCAAUGUCAUACACAAAAGAUAUACAAACCGAACGAAUCCCGAAUAUUUGA